GGAACAGCUUUCGUGGGUAGAACACAAUGGCGUUAACGUAGUCGAUGGGUUGACUGCAUGGGCACGGAGGACAAAGGAGCAGAAUCUGCAUGCGGAGUCCUGUUGCCGUGCACAAAAACCUAGUUAGGCCUAUAUAGUUCAACUUUCGUUCCAAUUUUCUUUCAUGAUGGCAGGAUCAGAAUUGACCGUGCUCAUGGUGCUUGGUACCGCAUAUGUUCAGUUACGUCUACCUAUUGGUAUUUGAAUAGUUCUUCGUAACUGAUUGGAUAUCGUCCAUUAUCUGUGGACAGUUAUAGCUGGAGAUGCGUCUGUUUACUUAGUUGAGUCACGAACAAGAUCAGCUACGCGUCUAAACCAUACAGGUCCAGAAUGCGCAACACAGCUGGGAGAAACUGUAACUUCUAGUAUCAUCUGGAUGCUUGCUACUUGUCGACAUUGUGGUUGUUUUCUACAUCACCAUGGCGACGGACUACGCACAAUGUGAGUAGCUACAAACCCUAAUCCUCUGCACCACUGCAGAGGGAAAUGAAACCGAACUAGGAUUUCCUUGUCACUUUCGAACGGAUGUAGUAUUCACACCAAUCUAAAUUGGAUGUAAUAUUUACGCCAUCCAACUUGUUUGUGAAAACUUGGUUACUAACAAACAACACCAUGCGUUCCGUUCAACCUUGGUGGAAGGACACCAACCAAUCAAGUGAAUUAUAGUGGUAAAUUUUGGACAUCCCCUUCGAGCCUUGCUCUAUGCUCCAAGUCAGGAGAUUACCCACGUUGAAAAGUGACAGCAGGUUUUAAUUGGAUUGUGAUUAAGAGUCUGCAACGCCAGUGGAAUUUUUAAAACUCGAUAUGGAGGCAGGCACAAGGAAUCACAUCACAGACGCCAGAACGGUCUCGAUGGCCCGUCUGCAUCGCCACUCUGCCACCGGCCGUCACCGGCGGCUUGCAGCCGCCGAGAGAGGCUUUAUGUCGGUCAGUGCCGUGGAGUUCAAUCGGUAUCGCCGACGGGAUCGAAUAAGUUUUCCACAAGAGGAAGCUGAUCUUCAAAAGAAGGGACUGAAAAAAUCCUCACUACAGCCAAUGGCACAUGAUGUGCGGUUUGGACCCAAUGGACGGCCGAAGUUCAUGUCUGCUUCUUUCUCUCCUGGCCAGUUUGGAGACCAUGGGCACUUGCGAGAUAGUGAGAGGCGGAUCAGUGCAAGCAAUAGCAAAGUCAUUGUGUCAUACCUCAGGAGACAGUUGCGACAACGUCUCCUCCAAGGAGCAGGAUCAGAUGAUUUACUUGUCAGUGAUGAGGAAUCUAUGGGUGAUGAUGCUACACUUCAUAUACCCAGCAAUGUGAAUGUUGGGAGACGCAACUUGUUUUCCAGGUACACUGAUUAUGGUGGACGAAUAAGCCGAGGAAGCCUGAUCAGUGCUGAAGGUCAAAGGUUGGAGAAUAUUGCAAGUGAAGUAAUUGACCAGUCAUCAUCAAGGCAAUCCAGUGCACAUCCCAUCCUACCUCAAGUCAUUGUCGAGGGCGACAAGGCUACCGAGCUUAAAGGAAAUGACCUUUGGGCUUUGGACCUUUCUAGUGGCAAAAUGCCGCUGCUCAACGACACCAAAUCAGCAAAUGACCUACAUGAAGCAACAACCUCCGGGGAAGCCACUGCUGUAAAAACUGAAGCUGCAAAGCAGUCAGCAUCCAAACCUGUAGAUGCUUCUCAGAAGGGUUUUAGGAGUGGUUCCCCUGCAUUAAGUAUCAAGUCAUUGAGAUCCAAUGGUAGUGGCGAGAGCCAUGAAAGUUGGCAUGAUGGUGGACAGGUGAAGUCACACUUGCCUAAGAUCGAGCAAAUGCCCAGUGGUCACAGCGUUAGACCUCAGUCUUCCAUGUCAGUUGAUGAGAACAUCCGACUACCAGCAAUCGGCAAGGAAUCCAAAGUUACUGAAAGUAUCACAUCUAGAACUGAUGACAAUUGUGAGUUGAAAAUGGAUAACCCAUCGAGUGGGGAUGACUCUCAGGUUGCAUCAGGCCGUGGUGUGGCAGAACAACCGCUAUCACCCUUAGAUGAUACAGACAGCUGUAUUCUAUCUCGGAAUGAAGUUAGCCCUGUUCCAAGUCAGUAUCCUCUUCUGAAGAAUCUUGAGCUUGCUGACUGUGGAAAGGAUAAAAACAUCAACUGUGUGAUGAAAGGAUACUUUGAUCAGCAGUAUCCGGUGGAAAAGAAAAUCAUCCGGAUUUUCAUCUCUUCAACUUUUUCAGACUUUGAGGCAGAGCGAACAACUCUGGUAUCCAAAGUCUAUCCUCGUCUGCGCACCUACUGCAAGGAGAGGGGCUAUGAGUUCCAAGUGAGUGACCCACACUGGGGUAUGAGAGACAUCACUGAUGACAGCCAUACUUAUGUGCAACACUGCCUGUCGGAACUGACAGAGUGCCAAAAGGUGUCCAUGGGACCAAACUUUGUGUCGAUACUAGGACAGAAGAGUGGCUACACCCGGGUACCAGCCUCCAUAUCUGUGGAGGAUUUUGAGAGGUUGAUAGCAGCAUUACAAACAGCACGGGAGCAAACCCUUCAAACCCGACGUGCCUCGAGGAUUUCUCAGUCAGACACAGUUUCCAUUGGUGAAAGCCAAGAGAGUCAUGAAAGGCGUUUGAGUACUUUGUCAACUGUGACAGAAGGCAAGUCUUCUGUUAGUGAUUCAAUCAAAAAGAGCCUCGGAACAACAAUAGAAGAAGGUGAUGAACAACCACAGCAAGCAGGGCGAUCCAGGAAACUGUCAGACAACAAGAGGCCCCAAGUUCACUCUACGGCUCAUCUUCGAGAGAAAGGUACCCUCAUGGUAAACGUGGUUAGAGCCACCGACAUGGUUAAAAGACGCUGGCCAACAACUCUACUACUACUCAUAGAUGACACCAUUGAGGGUGGAGGGGUAUUUGAUUCAGAUGCUGAGCUAGACAAGUACACAGAGAAGGAGUAUGACAAUGACUUGGGCUUGCUCAAGAAUUGGUUUCAGCUGGAUGAAAACUGUGUUCCUCCUUGCUACAAACUGCAGAGUAUAAGCUCAAUGUUCAAAGAUAUUCAGAGCAAUGACAAGCAGAAGAGACAGCGAGCCAAAAACCAAUGGAUCUUGGUUCAGCGACGCCUCCAGCGAUUACUGCAUCGCUACCUGAAGACUGACAAGCAGCGCAGGGAGUACUUCCUGACAGUUACCGAAAAAGAAGUAGAUUCGGGUAUCCUGAGUACAGAUGCAGAGGUUCAUGGCAGAGUGUUGUCAUUCAAGAGGUUCAUCACUGACCUCCAAGCUCAUCUACAAGACUACAAUGCCAGGGACUACAUUGACCUUCACCCCUUAAGGCCAGAGGUUGAUGCCAUUGCUCAGGAGAGAGUGGAUGAUCUGAAAGAAGUCAGAAUUCCAGAAAAGUUGAAGUACACUGAAAUCCAUGAAUUCUCCACUGACUGGCACAAGGACGGCAUCAAUCCAGCCAUCAACCGCUCCCAUGCACACUACCUCGACAAAUUUGGAAAUGAAUUCUACGAUGCAAUGAAGGUUAUGAUAGAUGGUGCUGCCAGUGUUCAGGCUGGGUCCAGUGUAGUGCCUGAAGACAAUGCUUUCUACUGGCGAGUUGUACCACAUGUGAAUUUUGUUCAAGAGUGUGUCAAGUCUUUCCAUGGAUGCAGUGACAUUUUGACAAGCGUCAAGUGCUACAUCAGGAGCAACUCACAACAUCCUCUUGUCAUCUAUGGCAAGGCAGGCAGUGGAAAAACAUCUCUGGUUGCUAAAGCAACAGAAUUAGUCAGAAGUUGGCUGAAAAGUGAGGAUGCAGCUGUUAUUGUUCGCUUUAUUGGACUGACAGCUGAGUCACAGCACAUCCGGAGACUUCUUGCAGGUAUCUGCACACAGAUCUGCCAUAUUUACUGCCAGGAUACCUCAUCAGUACCAGAGGAUUACUUUGGCCUAAUGAAUGACCUGGAACAUCGUCUGCAUUCAGCCACUGCUGAGAAACCCCUUGUCCUAUUCAUUGAUGCUUUGGACCAGCUUUCUGAUGAGAAUAAUGCUCGUAACCUCAGCUGGCUUCCAAAGUUCCUGCCGGAGCAUGUACAUCUGGUGGUUACCACGCUAACCCACGAGGAGGAACAACAUGAAUGCUUCAAAGUGGUCAAGCGAGCUUUGCCUGGAGAUAGUCUUAUUUCUAUGCCAAGUCUCAACCCCAGUGAUGUGGCUUUUAUCAUUAGCCACAACCUAGCUGCCAGGAAUCGGAGGGUCACUACCGAGCAGCAUGGAGUGGUCAUGAAGGCAUGUGAAGAUAAUGCCAUCCCUCUCUACGUGUCCCUGGCAACUGAAGAAGCUGCCAGGUGGUCCAGUCACAUGACUGGGAGGGCACUGUUCAUGCCAGUUAAUCUGAAGAAGUUCGUGAACCACAUUCUGAUCCACAUGGAGUCUUCCUUUGGUGAGCCUCUGGUCCGUCGCACCCUGGGAUACAUUACUGCUGCUCCAAGUGGACUGUCCUGGUCAGAAUUGGAAGACCUUCUGUCAUUGGAUGACGCUGUAAUGAAUGAUGUGGUGGCGUAUCAUAAUCCAUUGCUACGGCGCCUACCACCUGCAUUGUGGUGUCGGCUGAGGGCAGAGUUGGAGAAGUACUUGCUUGUGGAAAGGGUGGAUGGGUGUUGGACCUACAGGUGGCAGCACAGAGAGUUCCAUGAAUGUGCUACAGAGAGGUAUCUGAAGCAGAAAGACAAGGCCCCUUCCUACCACUUAGCCAUUAGUGAGUAUUUCAUGGGUAAAUGGGCAAUGGUGAAGAAACCUUACCCAGGCAAUGAUGGUGGGGCUGAUCGCUUAGUUGAUCCUAUGCCACUAGUCUGGACUCAUUUCUUCCCAGAUGGUAUGCACAGGCAGGUGUAUAACCUACGCAAGCUGAAUGAGCUCCCUUACCACCUUCUCCAUGCCUCCCAGAUGGAUAAGCUCAAGACAGAGGUCCUUGUCAACUAUGAGUGGACACUGACCAAGCUGAAGGCCACUGGGCUGCGGUCAGUCCUGGAUGACCUUCAAAGUGCCCUUAUUUUCCAGCCUAAUGACGCUGAGCUGCGGCUGAUGAGUGAGACAUUGCAGCUGUCAGUUGGGGCACUGCAGAAGAGUAUUGAUCAGCUGGGUGCACAGCUGAUUGGCCGGCUUUACAACCUGAUCAAGGCUGACAAGCCUGCAUCGGUUGGGGACCCCAAGAAAUACCCCACGGUAGCUGUCAUGCUGGCUGGGCUGAAUCGUAGCUCUGUCCCACUCCUUCUGCCAUCAACAACAUGCCUUGCACAGCCUGGUGGAGUGCUAUUUGAUCUGUUAGCAGGACACACAGAUGUCAUCACAGCAGUCACAGUAUCAUCAGAUAGUAACAUUGCAGGGACAGCAUCUAAGGAUGGUUCAGUCAAGCUGUGGGACCUCAAGAGCAGGAAGGUUGUGAAAACUGUACCCAAUGUUGGAACAGAGGUUGCCACCAUUCGCUUUGCUCUUAAGAACCAUGUUCUGGUCUCUGUUACCCACAACACUAUCCAUGUCUGGGACCUGGACACGUGCACAUGCAUUAAAACUCUGGAUGACGACAUCGACCCACCUAGCAUAACCAUCGCAGGUGAUGACCAACAGUACCUGUGUGCUUUCUUCAGUGGCACUAAUGCCAUGCGGACCUGGGAACUAGGGGAUGGAGACUGUAACCUGGUUUGUAGGCGGGAGAUCUCCGGGCAGGGAAUCCACAAGGAUGGGUCAGUGUGUGUCUCUAUUACCUCAUCAGGAGAAAAGGUCCUGUAUGCCUUCAGGAGUGACAACAAGGCUUAUGUUGUGAAUGCCAAAUUAGGACAGAGGUUACAUGAGCUAAAGCCCCCCAGCCAAUCGGCGUCCAUCACAGCUCUGGGUAUAUCAAAGGACUAUUACAUUGUUGUAUGUCGUUACCUGUAUAUGAAGCUGUCUGAGAUUCAUCAUCUGGAGCUAUUUGAUAUCAAGAUGGGGAAGUAUGAGCGAGCCGUCAAAGGUUGCACUCAUGAUGUGAUCAGUGAGCUGCACGUCAACAAGAUGGGCUCUCAUGCCCUCUGCCUGUGCCCAUCGGCCCAGUCCAACACCAGUCACAUAUCAGUCUGGAACUUAGAGACUGAAGACCACAAACAUUUGGCCAAACAUGCACAGAUGUCCACCAUGGGAGCUUGCAUUGACCUCAACUUCUGCCUUAGUGCUUCCAGACAAGACAAGGCACUACGCAUUUGGAACAUUAGCAAAAGGGUCAAUGACCGAGAGGGCACUGAUUCCAAGAGCAAGAAACGUGAGGGAGUGUCAAUCCUCGUUCCAAUGAUCAAUAACCCCAGAUAUGUGGUAGCCAAAGCCAUCGACAAUGGCCCACUGAGUGUCUGGAAUGUGGUGAAGGGGAAAUGCUCAGGAAGUGCUGUCCGCAUUGAGCGUGGCCUGGUAGACCAGCAUGAUGUCAUCUUAAUCCGCAACCACAUGGCCGUGAUUCUGGCAGACAGAGGCAUGUCAUCUGUUAGUGAGAAGCCCACGCCAGUAUUCCAGACAGUUUACAUGUACAACUUGAAGCUCAAGAAAUACUACAGGAAACUGACAGGUGUCUUCAUUGUCCCGUCUCCAGCUCAUGAGUACAGAAUCCUUGAAGGAGAGCUGCUGCUGGGAUUGUCAGAGAGCCGUGAUCAUCUCAUAGCAUGGAGUCUAGUGACAGGCCACAUCAAGUUCCGCAUCAAGAGCAAGUUUAAGGAGCUAGAGAGGUGGCGGGGAAUGCGACGAGAGGAAGAGGAGGAGGUCUUGCGAAAGUGCAGCAAGAGGAGCACCAGCGCCCUGAUGACACCUUGGGAUAGACGCUCAGAAUCCAUGACGGCUAAGCAACGACGACGGGACAGUGAGUUCUUUGAGGAGAAGAAGCGGUUGGAGGACCUGCGUAAGGAGAAGGAGAACGCAAUCGAGCAGUACAUCAUGAGCCAGGAUGAGAGGAUCAUUGUCUGUUGCUACUUUGCCCAUCACAUGUGUGUCUUUGAUGUGGAGAACCAGAGCCACCUAUGUACCCUUGAGGAUGAGAACUCCAUGCUGUACCUCUAUAACGCCGCUCUGACACCCACAGGGAGCUUCCUAGCUCAUGCCAACUAUGAUGAUCGGGCCAAGUGCAGCUAUGUCACCCUUUGGGACCUUCAAACUGGGCAGGUCCGCAAGCGCAUCAAGAAUGAGGCCAAUGUCUGCUGUGUUGGCAUUAACAAAAAUGCCACUCGUGUGUUGUUUGGUAAAGAGGGCGGCAGCCUGAAAGUUUGGGAUGUUCGCCGAAAGUCCACCCUGAGGAAGCUGCGGGCAUACAACAGCAUGAAGUUGACCAUGGACAGCAAGAUAUUCAUGAUUGAUGAUGGUGCAAGAGCUGUUGUCUUUGCCAAUGACAUCUCACUAUGGGAUCUGGACCGAGCCUCACUGAUUGCACUCUUCACCCCAGACAUCCGCAUCACAUGUGUGGAAGUGGUCAUGGGUGGUCAACUCAUUGUGAUGGGCCUGAGAGAGAGUGCUGACCUGGUGACGUUGAGACUCCGAGGUCGUGACAUCAAGGCAGUGGAUCUUGGGUCUGGGGUUGGUGGGGAAGAACUGUUUGGAGAGACAACUGGUGACACCACUGAAGAAGAGGAUGAAAAUGAACAUGAUGAGGAAGGAAGUGAGACUGCCUCAACCAAAGGAUCAGAAAAGACUUAACACAUCAAUGAAGAAGCUCUUGGGAAAACACUAAUUAACAUUCCAUCCUUUCCUUACUCUCUAUACGUGGAAUUAUUGCCAGGAACACCAGUCUUAUCAGCCUUGUCACCUUUAACUUCACCAGGUGUGCACUUAAUAAUAUUAAUACUGUAUUUAAACAUCUGGAGUAUGACCCUAUUUAGACAGGGUAUUAGAUCACAAAUCUCGUGCAAUCUAACCAGUCACAAGACCUGUUCUAAAAGCCAGCAACAGAUUGUGUGUUUGUUCCCAUGUUAUGGAGUGCUUUUCUUAAACAUUGGAACAAAAGAUACCAACGAAAAGUUCUGUUUGCAACAUUUGAUUGGCUGUGCAAGAAAAAGAGAACACUACAGACAUCAUCUACACAUUCUAAAACAUGUUUGUAUCCAUCCAAUGUAAAAUUCAUUGCAGCCUUUAAGUAUUCAGCAUUGAAGUUGGACAAAAAUUGCUGUAUCAGUAGGGGCACAAGGAAAGGUGACUAUGCCCCCCCCCAUUAUGUGGUAGUACUCCGGACUGAAUAUUAAGGGAGGUGUUGACAUCAUAUAAACAACACCAUUAUGUAUGUAUUAGGAAGAACCAAAGGCUAUGAUGUGAAGGCCAGAAAAGCAUGCUGAACAUCAGUGUUUAGCAAAAAUACAAGUAGUUUACCUGUCACAGUUCCAUGUUCUGUCUGUUGUAAUCACCAGUACCCAGUUUUAUUCUACUCACCCUACGUAUUCUUUGAGGGGCCGCCUUUCACUAAAUUUGGGUGUUCACCCUCAAAUCAAUUAAAUUGUGACAGCAGUACUGUCUUUUGAACAAGAAAAAACAGUCAAAUUGCAUUGGUUAAUAUGUAUGCAAUUGAUGGAAGAAAUUUAUUUUUUUCCUGAAUGGAUUGAUGUUGUGUGGCUAUUAGGAAAUAAGGAUUAGUAGUAAUGGACUUGAAUUGAUCAUGCAUUGAUUCAUUGAGGAUGCUGGGAGCUCCUUCACUAUACUUUUGCCAUCAUACAGUUAAAAUAUUGAUUGUAAAUACAUACUUCCCUCGUAUAUGUUUGGUAAGAUUUAUACAUCAACAUUUUUAUGAAUAUGCCAGAAAUUGUUGUUGAAAUGCACCUGAGCUGGUUAAGAACUGUGAAGGGUCCAUGUAGCUUUAAUCCAAUCAGAAGAUGUCUUCCUUUUCGUUUUGCGACAAAGCUAUUAACUGAAAUCAGAUUUUGACAUUGGCACGCAGUAUUUAUAUACAAGCAAUCAUGUACAGACUGUAAAUACCAAAAAGUGUUUUGUAGUUUUUUUGACUUAUUUUAAAUUGAGUUAACAGUACAUUUUCCUAUAAAUCUAGUGAUGAUAAUAAGUGAUAUUACAUCAACUUAUGUACUUAUCAACUUAUGUGAUUUCUACCUUUCACUUCACUUAGAUAAACUUAAAGGCAUUCGAGUCCAGAACAAAAUUUGUUCCCUGCAGCAAUUUUUUUCAUUCUGAUUUUAUCUAAAUUAAACUAGCAGGAACUGUGUUUUGUUUCUUUGUUUUAUUUUUUACAUUGCUUGGUUCUAAUUUAUAUUUAGUAGUAAUACAUAAAUGUUAAAAUCACAUAAAUUGAUCUUGAAAACGUUUUGCUAGGCAAGUAGCAGUGAUAAGUGAUAGUGUGCGGUGUAAAAGCUAGUUUCAAAACGUAUCUGUGACCCUGGAUUCUUUUGUCAAAUAUGAUGUAGAGAUUUUGCCUAACGUCCUUCUUAUCUCUUCGACUAUUAAGGGAGUGAGGAAUACUUAAAAAUAUACAGACAAUAAAUGAAAUAGGUGAAUGUCUACAUAAUGUGUUCGGCGUCUGUCUCCCUAGCCCAAACAUGGGUAGGUAUUGGAAAUAUUUUAUCUAAAAAUUGAUUUGAGAAUCUCAGAGAACUAUUGACAGAUAGUGAAAUUUGGAAAGGAGUAUCUUAACUUUCCACGAUUAUAGAUGUGAAAAGCUAGACCGAGGCGUUCGAACUUUUUUUUUUCGAAUUGGACUUGAUCUGUUGAUCAUAAGCCGAUCAAAUCAAAAUUCAGGACAGCUAUCGAAUUUUUUUAAACCAAAUCUGCUAAUUUUAACUACAACUUGAAAUGGAACCCAGUUGUGCAGAUGGGUCAUUCUGUUGGGUCCGACGUGUGACAUUUUUUCGUCUGUUACACCUGACGUAUACUUUGACAAGGGAUAAUCUUGGAACUUAAGGAAUGAGUUUUAAACGUUUACAAAACAUACGCCAAAUGUUACAGAUGGGGAAAAUUGGUCUCCAAAGGUAUAGAAUGACCCAAAUACUAAAAUAAAAUACUUGGCCUUUGAUAACGUUCAUGCCCGCAAAAUGAUGAAAAGAAACUUUAUCACGCACUUCGACCAUGAUCAGAAUGACUUUUCGCGGGAGGCGUUUGGUUUUGGUGGGCCUAUAUUAAUAUAAAAAGGGAGGGGAAGAAAUGACUCAUUUUUUGUCGCCUAAAUCCCUCAUCAAGAUUGACCCUUUGACCACGAUGCCAGUUGACUGCUACCGUACGCUUACUUGUAGUCGGCCUGAGUCCCAUCCAACUGACUGGGCAUUUAGAAUUUUGUGCGUCUGUGUGUCCUUCGAUUUUGCUAUCCACAGAUACUUUGGAAGGCCAGCAUUUGAAAUAAAGAUGAAUCAUGCAAGUGUUCUGUUUGUGGAAGAGACGAUCUUCUCAACCUAAGGUUCUUCCUCAAACAUCGUCAUCAUUCAAGAUCAGAGAAAGGAAAUUUAAAGAAAUUUGUUAUUAAAUAUGUUUUAAAAUUCA
This is a messenger RNA of Acanthaster planci (crown-of-thorns starfish), 10458 nucleotides long. RefSeq lists its product as uncharacterized. The record is from RefSeq and is a predicted model, not a curated record. Gene Ontology annotation, molecular function: protein binding. NCBI's taxonomy places the organism in Eukaryota, Metazoa, Echinodermata, Asteroidea, Valvatida, Acanthasteridae.